AUGGGGGUCCGCGUGCCGUGGCGGAGGCUGACGGCUGCACCAGAGCUGUGCUGUUUGGAGGUCUUGUUGGGUGUUGGUGUCCCCAGACUCCACCCCAUGCUCAAGCUGGCAGGGCAGGGGAGGGGAGGGCUGCCGCCUCCAUCCGCAGCUGUGCCCAGUCACGGCUGGAGCAGGGAGGCAGACGCCCUGCGGGCUCCCCGCGUGCGCACGGCCUUCACCGCGGAGCAGGUCAGCACCCUGGAGAGCACCUUCCAGCGCCGCCGCUACCUGGGCCCCGCGGAGCGCCGGAGGCUAGCCCGGGACAUGCGGCUCUCGGAGGUCCAGAUAAAAACCUGGUUUCAGAAUCGCCGCAUGAAACACAAGCGCCAGCUGCAGGACUCCCGGCUGAGCGGCCCCCUCCCGGGAGCGCUCUGCCCGCCGGUGCCACUCUGCCCGCCCCCCUCCGCCCUCGGCAGUGGCUUGCAGCUUCUGUGCCCUUGGGCAUCCCCGCUGGGGCCUCCCGCUCCGACACAGCCCCCUGGCUCCAUCUGGGAUCCCUGCCAAGCGGAGCAAGCCUCCCGGACCUUGGCGUGGGCCCCGCACAGCAGGCAGCCUCUGAUGCUCUGCCUCCCGGAGCCUGGGGGCCAGGCGCACACGCUGGGCCCAGCCCUGUCCAGGGGACCCUGGGACCAGUGUGCCCUGCCCCAGACCGGGGAUGCCUUUUGA
Molecule: messenger RNA, 705 nt
Organism: Enhydra lutris kenyoni (northern sea otter)
Lineage: Eukaryota; Metazoa; Chordata; Mammalia; Carnivora; Mustelidae
Gene: VENTX
Product: VENT homeobox
Exons: 3
Coding region: 1-705 (234 amino acids)
Biological process (GO): regulation of transcription by RNA polymerase II
Molecular function (GO): DNA-binding transcription factor activity, RNA polymerase II-specific; RNA polymerase II cis-regulatory region sequence-specific DNA binding
Source: RefSeq, a predicted model, not a curated record